AGUCGGUGCUGAGGCGGGACGACGACUCUCCGCCAUGCAGGCAACAGGUUGCUCCGGCGGCGGGGGGGAGAAUUUACGGAUGUCCUCCCUCCAUUGAGUAACAUCUCCUCAUCCCAUCAGCGCUGAACGGAGCCGCUGCUGGACGGACACAUGCUGGACCUCUGAUCACCUCUGCAGGCUGCUUGCACGCAAACCAGGAAGUGAACAUGAGCAGUCUCUCCGCCGACAGGAAGCCACCCGUGGAUUAUGGCGUCCAGAUCCGCUUCAUCAAAGACCUCCACGACACCGGCGGCAGCUACCCCGAUAAAGCCAAAGGGAGCAACAGUACGACGGCUCCUUCCAACAAAUAUGGUGUUGCUGUGAGGGUUCAGGGAAUCUCUGGACAGCCUUAUGUGGUUCUGAAAGAUGGAGAGAAAGGCGACUCAUACGGUGUUCAACUAAAUACCCCCACCUCCAGCUCGGGGCCACCUUCACCGUACAACACCACCCCCAAAACGAACAAAGAACCAGCAGAGUUUGUAAACCCUUAUGGCCCUGUUGUGAACACAUCCCGCUCCCCUGUUUCUCCAGCUGAGGAUGAGGAUGGGGAAAUUUUCAGGAGCCCUCUUAAAAGACCUCCAGGUGACGGUCAGGCAGGAACACAGGGUGAGGAGGAAGGUGGAGCGACACCGGCAGAGAGGCCCAAAGCUGAACCCAAAGCAACAGUCGGCACAACAGAGAAAAAUCGGACUAGUGAGGAGGAGUAUAACGAAGCAGGGCUGAAACCUGUCAAAUUAAACACAGCAGCAGCACCCAAAGGGGUUAAGCAAACUGCCUCUGGUUUCUCUGGCUCUUUGGGGAAGUACAACGGCAAGAAAUCGAGCACCGAUUCCCCUUCACAGCCAUUCCCAAAUCCUCCAGCGCCAACUGCUGAGGAGCCUGCACCUGCAAUCGACACCAACUCCCUGGCUCCCAUUAACAAGCUCAUCAGUAAGUUUAACAGUGCAGCACCGGGCAGCGCGCCGCAGACCAGAGGCCGCCCCGGAGCAAGGCAGCGGCUCAAGUUUGAUGAUCGCAGGAGGUCCAGAAGCCUUGAUGCUCGAAAAGAAGUUCAGCCAGAAACCUCCAUUCCCCCUCCCAGUUCUCCCACUCUGAAUCCCUACGCUGCUCCCCUGUCUGCCUCCUCCAGUUUAUUGAUAUCAUCUGCUCCGGCAAGUGGUAACCUGGGAAAGAGCCCUGCAUCUGUUGCCAAGGUGACAGCACUUGAGGCCCCCAAAGCGAGCUACAAGUCACCAGAGAAGUUUGUUGCCAAGGACACCCAUCCAGCUGUGCCAAAAAAGCCUGAGAUCCUGCCGAGGAGUCAAAGCACAGACAUCACGAGAGUCUCGAGUCAAGAAGCUCAUUUCAACCAGUCUGUUUAUAACAGCUUCAAAGACGACACCAGUGAGAGGGAAGGACCCAUCAAGAGAAAAGUCAACCUUGUCUAUGACACAAGCAGCAGUUUCAAGAAAGGAGGAUCUGAUGGAAGCCUCAAAAAGUUGAGCCUCGAGGAGCUUCAGGAGCAGCUCAGACGCUGCAUGAAAGACCUGCAGCAGGCGCACGAUGAACUGGCUGAGGAGCGAAUGGCCAGAGAAGGUGCAGAGUCUCGUCUGCGGCUGCAGGAAGAUCAGCUGGCUGGACUUCAGGAGGAGUUGAGGAGGGUUUCGGAAAACUCCCCCCACUCAGACUCACUGGAGGCUGAUGUGAUGACUCUGAGGGCUCAGCUGGCCGAGGCCGCCUUGUUGCGUCAGCGCCAAGAGGACACGUUGCACCAGCGGGAACGGGAGCUGACGGCCCUGAAGGGGGCGCUGAAGGAGGAGGUGGAGGGUCACGACCGAGAGAUGGAGGCUCUGAGGGAGCAGUACAGCCAGGACAUGGACAACCUGAGGAGAACCAUGGAGCAGGUCACACAGUCCCAGGAGCAGAUCGAGGAGGAGAGGCAGCGGGUGAACACCUCCAUGUUGACGCUGGAGGAAGAGCUGGAGAGCUGCAGAGAUCAGGGGGAGCAGUGGAAGACGGAGCUGGAGGCCACCGCAGAGGAGCUGCACACCACCAGAGAGGAGCUGCAAAAAUCUCGCUUGGAGAAGGAGGAAUUUGAGGGCACGCUGAAGGAUCUUCAGGAUUCUGUGCUUGCCGUGAAGAAACAAGCGCCUGACGAUAACCGCUCUUCAGCAGAGGAGCUUCGGCGUUGCCAUGACGACCUGAAGCGGACUCGCGCCGAUCUGGACAAACAAAAGGGCGAGCUGGACGAGAAAAACGAGGCACUUCAGGCCCUGAGGAGAGCGAGCGGAGAGAAGGAGGCCGAGCUAAAGUCCGAGAUCGUCAGGCUGAAGGAGCAGUCGCAGAAAGACAAGGCCGAGCUGGAAAAGGCGGUCGAGAAGGCGAAGGAGUCAGCUGGGUCUACAGGAAAGUCAGUGGUGGAUGGAACCAACCAGGAGCUCCAGGAGACAAACGCUCGCCUCAGAGAAAGGCUGGCCCGACUGACCAGGCUUCACUCCCGGAGCUCGGAGGUGGAUGAGGCGGUGGAGGCUCUGGAGGACGAGAACCGCUCCCUGAAGACUCAGCUGGAGGAGGCCAAGAGAGGAGCCACCCGGCUGGGCAAGGAGAGGGACGAGCUGACCCGGCGGCUGGAGGAGAGAGACCUGGAGAGGGAGGCGCUGAGGAGAGGCAAGAGCGACCUGGAGGAGCAGAAGAGGCUGCUGGACCGAGCCCUGGAGAAGAUUAACAAAGAGAUGGAGAUGAUGAUGGGAGAUUCUCGUCAGUCGGUGUCCGCCCUGCAAACACAGCUGGAAGACUACCGGGAGCGCUCCAGGAAGGACCUGCUGGAGGCACAACGCAACAGCAAGGACAGACUGGCUGAGCUGCAGAGGGCUCAGAGCAACCUGAAGGCCCAGCAGGAGGAGGUUUCCCGUCUGAAGAAGGAGCUGCUGACUUGCAGCGAGGAGAGAGACGGCGCCCAGCUGGAGAGAGACCUCCUCAACAACCGGCUCAAACACUUGGAGAGCGAACUAGAAUCAGAGAAGAGCACCCACACCGACCGUGGCCGGGAGAUCAGAGGCCUGGAGGAUAAAAUUAAAUCGCUGGAGAUCGAACUGGAUGAGGAGAGGAGCAGUGUGGAGCUCCUGAACGACCGCAUUACCCGAAGCAGAGAUCAGGUGGACCAGCUUCGCUCAGAGCUGAUGCAGGAGCGGUCAGCGCGACACGACCUGGAAAUGGACAAGAGUGCGCUGGAGAGACAGGUAAAGGAGUGGAAGUCUCGUGUGGCCGACAUGGAGGGGCAGCCUCGACCUUCAGCCGGAAUCACGCUGCUGGAAAACAAAAUUCAGGAGAUGGAGGAGAGACUACGCAGCGAAGAAAGAGAGAAGGCCGGCAUCCAGGCGGCUCAGAGACGGAUGGAGAGAAAACUGAAGGAGCUAAACGCCACAUUGGACCAGGAGAGAACCCAACAUGUUGAGCAGAGAGAUCAGCUGACUCUGCGGGUGAAGGCCUUGAAGCGUCAGGUGGACGAGAGCGAGGGCGAGGUGGAGCGUCUGGAGGGGGUCCGACGGAAGGUUCUCAGGGACCUGGAGGAGCAGCAGGAGCUCCAGGAGGCGAUGCGGGCCAAAGUCACGGCGCUGGAGGCCGAGCUCAAGCGGAAGUCUCAGCUCACACAUCGCACGGCUCUGGGUUCGACCACUCUGAGCUCCGAGGAAGAGGACGGUUUCUACGACAACAGCAUCACCUCCAUCCUCAACGAGGGUCACCUGCAGACCACCAACUGCUAGAAGAAGACGACAGCUUUUACACUAAACACCUUUUCUUGUUUUCAGAUAGAUACGCUCGGGGCAUCCGGGCCUCACUUACAAACUCGCCUCACAGUUGCUCUUGCUUUUAUUUUUAGCCCAACGGAGACGAGCUGUCAGGAUAAUGAGCAUUUUUGAGCCUUCAGCUGUGAUCGCUUCACUACUGUCUUGUUUUCUUCAGAUCUUUCUCUGCCAUGUUGAAGAGAAUGUUUUACUUAACGCCUCCUUUUUCCGUGUGUUUGUUGUGUUGAAUAUUUCCCGUGGCAUGGUUUACGUUCAGGUCACAUGGUGGAUUUCAAAUCGCCUCUAAACCAAAAAAAUGACAUUUUUCUUACAGUUUCUUACCUGCUCGUGCAUGAUAACUUACAUCUGUCAGUGUUGUUGUUAGCAGCUCCAAGUGUGUUGAACGUGAUGUAAUUUUUUUUUUUUUUUUUUACCUUUUAAAUGUGACAUUUUACUGUAUGGGCUGCUUAAACUGAGCCUAUAUUUUUAUUACCUGUGCAGACAAUCAAAUAUAGCAGCACUGUGUCUCCUCAGAGGUGAAAGUCAUCACAUGGUUAAUAUAUCGGGAUGUAUUAAGCUUGAUUCUCGCGCAUGUCUUCACUCAGAUGCCUUAAAGAGUCUGUAUUUUCAUGUUGUAGCCGCAUGUGUUCUGUUUGUAGGCUGCUGCUGGAAUGAUUUAAAUAGUAUUUCAUAUGCUUGCCUCUGUACAUUCCUACUGGAAGCAUCGUUAGCUUAGAUUUGGAAGCGUUCCACAUUUCUGUUAUAAUAUAUUCCUUCUAAUGACGUUUUGAUGGUGUCGUUGCGUUUUUCACAGGCCGCUUUUGAACUUUCCAUUGGGGGAAAUUACAAUUUAAAUUUAAAAUGUGUUUAUUAAGCUGCUGGUAGCGUUUGACAGGCGCCUUGUAAGCUUCACUAGCAAUUUUUGGCAGAAAUUUUAGGCAGAUUUUGGACCCCGUGUACAAUAAAAAGAGGAAUAUUGUA
Messenger RNA from Acanthochromis polyacanthus (spiny chromis), 4784 nucleotides. It is a transcript of the gene cgnb, whose product is annotated as cingulin b. Gene Ontology annotation, cellular component: myosin complex. The transcript has 20 exons. Lineage: Eukaryota; Metazoa; Chordata; Actinopteri; Pomacentridae. The record is from RefSeq and is a predicted model, not a curated record. Bases 207 to 3782 code for a protein of 1191 amino acids.